UCCCAACAAAUAUUAGCUGUUGGAGAAGGGAGUGGUUUGUUCCGACAACACGACGCACUAGUAAAAGUAGAAUUCAGUUUAGCUCCCAGCUCCGAGGCGUCUACCUGCGACCGCUCCCACCUCCUCCACCUCCUGCUCCUUCUACGUGACUUUUAUUACACUUUACCACCUUUAAAAGACACGUCUCCUAGUCACCUUUAGGACCAAAGUCUGUUUUUGGAGCUUUUCAACCAGGAGGUUGUCAGGUGUUUGGCUCCGCUCCUCGAGGGAGGCCGACGAUCAUGCUGGACCCGAGGGUUAACGAGAGCAGAGGGGCUUUGCUGGACUACGGCCAAGCCUGCCAAGGUUUCCUGAUGGCCGAGACGAAGCCGGGCCAAGGGUGUUUCCCCGUCUCCUCCGCGCACAAGAAGAACACGGUGAAGGAGCUGCUGAUGAUGAGGCGCCGCGCCGUCCAGGUGGAGCAGAACGGCUCUCAGAAUGACGACAACAACAACCACGUGGUGCACAAGUUCAAGUCUGCCAAAUACCAGGGGUACCCCAGCGACUUGAGCCCUCAUCACGUCAGCCCUCAUCAUGUCGGCCCUCCGUAUUCUCCUGAGGAAGCCCACGGGCAAAUGGUGCCCGUCCCACUGCCGUACGCAGAUCCGCAGUGGCCCGAGGCCACCCUGGUCCCCCCGGCCCCCCUUGUCCCCCAGAGCCCCCCGGCACCUGAGGUCAAGGUGACUUUAUUCCACUGGCAGAUCAAGCAGGAGACGCAGAAGGUGGAGGGGCUGUGUGACGAGAGGCUGAACGCACAGGACUCAGACGGAGACACGUUCCUCCACAUCGCCGUGGCUCAGGGCAAGCGCGCCCUGGCCUACGUGUUGGCUGCGAGGAUGGCCGGAUGUGGCACUCUGGAUCUGAAAGAACACAACGGACAGACUCCUCUGCAGAUCGCCGCCGCCACCAACCAGCACCUGAUUCUCCAGGACCUGCUGUCGCACGGGGCUCAGAUCAACACCAGAGACUUCUGGGGGCGCUCCCCUCUGCACGUGUGCGCCCAGAAAGGUCACCUGUCCAGCCUGCAGAGCAUGUGGAAGAGCCUGAAUGUGAACGCCAUGGACAUAGAGAUGUUCAGCUAUGAUGGUCUGACGCCGCUGCAUUUGGCCGUACUGGCUCACAACGCUGUGGUCAAAGAGAUGAGGUGUCUGGAAAACCCCUGCUCCUACAUGACCAUGGAGCUGGCUCAGAAGAAGAAGCGGUUUGAGGAGUGCGUCCAGACUCUGCUGCAGAUGGGCGCCUCGUACGCCACAAAGGAUCUGAAGAGUGGAAGGACUUGCCUGCACAUGGCGGCCGAGGAGGCCAACAUUGAGGUGCUCGGUGUGUUGUUGGAUCAGUCCAGUUCUUUGGCUGUGGUUAAUGUGAAGACCUUCAGUGGAAACACAGCGCUUCACAUCGUUAGCUCAUUACAAUGUCACACCAACCAACUGGAGGCCGUGAAGCUACUCAUGAGGAAAGGGGCGGACCCUGGAAUCCGAAACAUUGAGAACGAGCUGCCUUCACAGCUGGCGCCCGAUGGACCAGUUGGUGAGAAGGUAACGAGUCCGAACACCCCGACAUCGACUUUAUCAUCGCGGUACUUUCGCUAACCGUUUUUUUUUUGUUGUGGUCCUCAGAUUCGACAGAUCCUGAGGGGGAAACAUGUUCACGCUCUGAAGUGAAGCUCUAGAACACUGUCAGUUAGACGGUCAACUCUAUGGAUAUUUGCCGACACAGGCAGAUGGUUGUGGUUUCAGUGAAACAUCUCAAUUGUUUGUUACUAUGUAACUUUACUUUUUAAACAUCCUUUACUAC
Molecule: messenger RNA, 1833 nt
Organism: Mugil cephalus (flathead mullet)
Lineage: Eukaryota; Metazoa; Chordata; Actinopteri; Mugiliformes; Mugilidae
Gene: nfkbiz
Product: nuclear factor of kappa light polypeptide gene enhancer in B-cells inhibitor, zeta
Exons: 9
Coding region: 282-1628 (448 amino acids)
Biological process (GO): regulation of gene expression
Cellular component (GO): nucleus
Molecular function (GO): protein binding
Source: RefSeq, a predicted model, not a curated record